CCUUUAUCACACACACGCGCACGCACACACUCGCAGGCUGGCGUGAGAAAAAACACAAAACAAAACAAAAUUCACAGGCAGCUGAAGUCGAAUUCGCGACUAUUUAUAAUUUACCAACCACCAGCGACGGCCGGGACUUGUGCGUGGCCAAGCCAGGACUCGAGUGGAGCGCAGCGGAGCCCAGUUGGCAGACGGAAGCAAGCGGAAGCCGAGCAGCGAGGGCCAAACGGCGAUUUGCGUCGCAAACUUUGCCAGGGACAGGUGAAGCCCUCUGCGGAUUUGCCAGCCGCCAGAUAAAUCCGCGAAUUCCGUCGCGACGACGACGCCCGCGAUGGUGGAACCCAUUUUCGAGUACCAGUUCCGGCUGAUCCUGAUCGGCGACAGCACCGUGGGCAAGAGCUCGCUGCUCAAGUUCUUCACAGACGGCAAGUUCGCCGAGCUAUCCGAUCCCACAGUUGGCGUCGACUUCUUCGCCCGCCUCAUCGAGAUGAAGGACGGCACACAGAUCAAGCUCCAGCUGUGGGACACCGCCGGCCAGGAGCGCUUCCGUUCGAUCACCAAGUCCUACUACCGCAACUCGGUGGGCGUGCUGCUGGUCUACGACAUAUCGAAUCACGCGAGCUUCGAGCACAUACCGCUGUGGAUGAUGGAGGCACAGCGCCACAUUGAGCCCCACCGCCCCGUUUUCGCGCUGGUCGGCUGCAAGCUGGACCUCAUCAAUGCGGGCGGCCAUCGCGAGGUGACCACGGAGGAGGCGCAAAAGUUUGCCAAACAGCACGGUCUGCAUUUCGUCGAGACGUCGGCCCGCUCCGGCGCCAAUGUGGAGGAGGCCUUCCGCAUGGUCACCCAGGAGGUGUACGCCCGCAUUCGAUCCGGCGAGUACAAGGCCGAGGACGGCUGGGAUGGCAUCAAGUCCGGCUUCUCGCGGCCCAACAGUCUGGACUUCAAUCUCGUCGUGGCCGAGCCGGAAAAGUCCUCCUGUUGUUGAUCGCCCACCCCAGACUUUCCCCCCCACUAUUAUUUUCAAUACUGUUUGUGUACAUUGAUUUGUAACGUACCGACCCUGUCCCCAAAACCACUACUUUGUUGACUCUUUUAAUCUUGUUUAAAUCGCCUAGUUAAGCUGAAAAACCAAAUCAGUUACGUAUAUUUGUACAAUGCGUUUUUUUACUAGUUACUUUUAGUUUUGCUCCUAAGUUAACUUUUAGUUAGGUGACUCACGGAAAUUAGUGAAUAUUUAGUUCGGCCCCCUCUUUCCAAAGUAUGUUUAUUUCGUCCCCUUGAUUGGUAACGAGUCAAUCGAUAAAUACGUAGACGAGUUUCUGUGCUCCUAACUCAUACAUCACAUAACUCCACAUACACGAAUGGAAAAAGCUAUACAUAUACUUGAAAUAUAAACGUUUUUAUUAAUACGAA
Drosophila biarmipes is the source of this 1416-nucleotide messenger RNA. It is a transcript of the gene Rab39, whose product is annotated as ras-related protein Rab-39B. Gene Ontology annotation, cellular component: Golgi membrane. Gene Ontology annotation, biological process: Rab protein signal transduction. The record is from RefSeq and is a predicted model, not a curated record. The transcript is spliced from 2 exons. Gene Ontology annotation, molecular function: GTPase activity; GTP binding. Bases 332 to 988 code for a protein of 218 amino acids. Lineage: Eukaryota; Metazoa; Arthropoda; Insecta; Diptera; Drosophilidae.